Messenger RNA from Magnolia sinica, 609 nucleotides. RefSeq lists its product as uncharacterized. Bases 1 to 609 code for a protein of 202 amino acids. The transcript is spliced from 2 exons. Lineage: Eukaryota; Viridiplantae; Streptophyta; Magnoliopsida; Magnoliales; Magnoliaceae. The record is from RefSeq and is a predicted model, not a curated record.
AUGGAGCUUGUAGAAGAAGUUUUCUUGAAGCAAAAGACCCGCAACUCUUGGUUAAAUGAAGGCGAUAGGAACACGAAGUUCUUCCACCUAUCUGCUUCGGAAAAAGUUAGAAGGAUGAGGAUCCAGGAAAAGCAAGAGCUAUUUAUGAUCACCCUUCUAUUCAGAAUGAAGCUGUCAAGUUCCUCCUCUUGUCUCUGUAGACGACAACAACAUGCUGUUGAGUGUCCCCUCCGACGAAAUAUUCAUUCAGUUUCGGUGAAAUUUUUUCAAGGUGGCACUCCGCCCAGGGCCUUCUCUUCCACCCUCAUCUGCCUAAUUCUGAAAAAGCCAGACGCUAAAUCCUUCAUCGACUACAGGUCGAUAAGCCUCUACAAUGUGGUCUACAAGAUCUUUGCCAAUAUUUUAGCCAGUAGAUUGAGUUCUAUUCUUCCGAAGUUGAUCUCCUUAGAACAAGGGGCUUUCGUUAGGGGCCGAUCCAUAGCGGAAAACAUCGCUCUCGGUCAAGAGGUGUUCAAAGAUAUCGAUAGAAAGGUCCGUGGGGGGAAUAUUGUCCUGAAGCUUGACAUGGAGAAGACUUAUGACAAGGUUGAAUGGAACUUUCUGAAAUAG